AGGAUAUAUAAAUAGUCGUACUCUUAGUCUCUGACCGGCGAAAAACUCAGCUGCUCCACAACGAUGGCCGGGGGUCACGUCGCGCUGUUCCCGCUGCCGUUCCAGGGCCACCUCAGCCCGGCGCUGCAGCUCGCCGACGCGCUCCACGGCCGAGGCCUCGCCAUCACCGUCCUCCACACCACCUUCAACGCCCCCGACCCGGCCGCCCACCCGGAGUUCGGCUUCGUCGCCGUGGCCGACGGCGGCAUGCCGGACGCCAAGGACGGCAUCGGCAAGAUCCUCGCGAUGAACGAUGCCAUGGAGGAGUCAGGGUGCGUCCGCGACGCGAUCGCGGCCUUGGAGCCCCGCCCGUCGUGCCUUGUCAUCGACACCAGCCUCCCCGCCGCGCAGAAGGCCGCGGCCGAGCUGGGCAUGCCGACGGUCGUGCUGCACACCGGCAGCGCGGCCGCCAUCCGCUUGUUCCGGUCCUACGCCAUGCUCCACGACAAGGGAUACCUGCCGGCGCAAGAGCACGAGCUGGACAAGCCGGUGAAGGAGCUGGCGCCGAUCCGGGUGUCGGACCUGUUCGACCCCAGCAAAUAUCCCAACCCAGAGAUGGCGAACAGGCUCCUGGACACGGCCACCGAGGUCACAGACAACUCCUCGGGGGUCGUGAUCAACACGUUCGAAGCGCUCGAGACCCCGGAGCUGGAGGCGAUCCGUUCCGAGCUCGCCGCCAGCGGCGUCGGGGUCUUCGCCAUCGGCCCGCUCCACAAGCUCUCCGCCAUCGGCGGCGCCGGCAGCAGCCUGCUCGAGGCAGACCGGAGCUGCAUCGAGUGGCUGGACGCGCAGGCCGCGGGCUCCGUGCUGUACGUGAGCUUCGGGAGCGUGGCCCCGGUGAGCCGGGAAGACUUCGAGGAGGUCGCGUGGGGCCUCGCCAACAGCGGCAGGCCAUUCCUGUGGGUCGUCCGGCGGGGCCUCGUCAUCGGCUCCGGCGCCGAGGACGUAGAGCUGCCGGAGGGGUUCGAGCGGGCGGCGGAGGGCAGGGGCAAGGUGGUGCGGUGGGCGCCGCAGCAGGAGGUGCUCGGCCACCGUGCGGUCGGCGGGUUCUGGACGCACAGCGGCUGGAACUCGACGCUGGAGGGCAUCUGCGAGGGGGUGCCGAUGCUGUGCAGGCCGCUCUUCGGCGAUCAGCUGGCCAGCGGGAGGUACGUGGAGGAGGUGUGGCGGACGGGAGCCUUGCUGGCGGGCAAGCUGGAACGGGGCAAGGUUGCGGAGGCGAUCGCGAGGUUCAUGGAAGGGGACGAUGGCGCGGCCAUGAGGGAGAGAGCGAAGGAGCUUCAGAUCAAAGCAAUGGAGGCUUUGGGCAGCGCGGGGUCAACUCAGCUGGCAGUAGACAAGUUGAUAGAUCACAUACUGUCCCUAUGAGUCGAAGUAAUACAUGGUUCACAUGGUGCAGUCUGUCAGAACGUGUGUGUGGCUACGGCAUGCAAACAAUAAUAUUUCUACGUGAUGGUCUACAAAGACUGCUAGUCCCUCACUAGUUCGAAUUUGAAUCACCUAUUCUGGGAUGGAGGGAACAAUUUCAUAGAUCUAAACGAUCUUAUAUUCUUUUCA
Molecule: messenger RNA, 1596 nt
Organism: Triticum urartu
Lineage: Eukaryota; Viridiplantae; Streptophyta; Magnoliopsida; Poales; Poaceae
Product: DIMBOA UDP-glucosyltransferase BX9
Molecular function (GO): quercetin 7-O-glucosyltransferase activity; quercetin 3-O-glucosyltransferase activity
Source: RefSeq, a predicted model, not a curated record